Molecule: messenger RNA, 3030 nt
Organism: Portunus trituberculatus (swimming crab)
Lineage: Eukaryota; Metazoa; Arthropoda; Malacostraca; Decapoda; Portunidae
Exons: 2
Coding region: 162-2696 (844 amino acids)
Source: RefSeq, a predicted model, not a curated record
CUCCACUCAGCUCCCUCCGCCCAGCACAGGGAAGGUCACGCGACAUCUGGCGGCGACGGCGGCGGCCACACAUGUCUGUUUGUGUAAUGGGCGGCUGGUGAUGGGUGUCCUGGGUUGUAUGGAAUCUCCUUCCUUCUGCCUGAGCAUGACAAGGAGACAAAAUGAACACCAAAUCUAAAAGAGACAUCUUGGAAGAGAAAGCAGACUUGAAGAGAUCCACAUAUUAUGAGGGUGAAAGCUCUGAAGGUUUGCACCUUAAGAACAUGAAGAGGGAAGAGUGUAAUGCUAAUAGCUAUGACGAUGAGAAAGAGGAAGAAAUCCCCAAAAAUUUCAAGAAAAAGAGGAAGUAUCUGCAAAGAUACUCUGCAAAAUUUGAAAACAGUCCACUUUUCAGAGGUUGGAUUAAGGCAAGCAGUAGAGGAAAUUCAUAUGCAUACUGCAUACCUUGUGGUGCCCACCUCAAGAUAACCUCAGGGAAAUCUGAUCUUAGGAGGCAUUCAGAGAUGAAAAAACAUAGAGCCAAUGUGAAGGCAUCACAUGGUGGGGAGAAUUGCAUAACUGCCUAUGUCCUGGGACAAGACCAGCCCAUAGCCAGUGUUGAGUUGCCAGUGCCUGGGGAAGACUCCAAAAUUACUAAGAAGAAAAAAUCUCAAAAGUACUCCCAUUUACUUGAGGAAGAUCCGCUCCUAAAGGACUGGAUAACUUCAAGUGCAAAGGGUGAAUUCUAUGCUCACUGUAUCCCAUGUGAUGUUGACAUCAGAAUAGGAGCUGGGAAAGUGGAUCUAAAGAACCAUGCAAAAAACAAGAAGCACAAGAUUAUCAAGGCAGAAUUUGAUCAAAAAAUGUUGUCAUUGCCUAGGUCAAGACAAAGCGAGCACUGCACAAGUAGCACUUUCAUGCCUCAACAGGACUACCCGAUGCCUGGCAUGGAUCUGCCCUUGAAUACUGUGCAGAUACAGACCUCCAUGGAGGAACUGGAGGACAUCCAGGAAAGUCCCAUGACACUUGAGAUAAACUCCUUCUCAAGGAGUCCAAUUAAGCCAAGGCAUAAAGAAGAUCCUGGUUUGUUGGCAUCAAGAUUACACAAAGCUAAACUUCAAAUUGCCUCAUUCAUAGCUAGGCAUGACUUGUCAAUUGACACUUCAGACCAUCUCAUUCAGGUAAUUAAGAGCAUCUGUCCAGAUUCUUGUGUGGCACAAAAUUUGGAAUGUGAAGGCACUGACAUGGGACUGCUCAUUAACAGUGUAUUGGGGAAGAAUGCCUGUGAGGAGCUGAUGCAACUUUUGAAAGAGAACAAAUUUUCAUUGAUAGUUGAUGAAUCUACAAGAAGAGGGAUAGAUAAACACUUGAGUAUGAUUGUUAGGGUGUUGCACAAUUAUUCGAUAACUGAUGCUUUUCUAGGUUUUAUUCCUAUGAAAGAAGCCACAGCUCACUCACUGUAUAAUGAUGUUGUUGAAUUCUUUAACAAAAACUUAAUACCUUAUAAAAAAAAUAUGAUUGGCAUAGCUGCUGAUGGUGGCAACUCUGUUCUGGGUGACAGUCAUUCCCUGUCAUCUCUGUUGAAGGAAGACAUUCCUCACCUGUUUGUUAUGAAGUGCAUCUCUCACUCCUUUAGUUUGUGUGCAUCUUCUGCUUGUCUUAAGUUGCCUUACUCAUUGGAAGACCUUGCAAGAAAUGUUUACAGUUAUUUUCAAUUAAGUCCCAAUCAUAUUGUGUUUCAGGAAUUUGAGGCAUUUGCUAGUGUCAAAGCUUACAAGUUCUUGCAUCCAGAACAGACCAGAUUGUUGUCUGUACAUGAAUUGGUGUCAAAAAUCCUGGAAAACUAUGAUGUUCUCAUGUCCUAUUUUGCCAAAGCUAAAUUAGUUGAUAGACUUGAAACUCCAGAAGCAGUCCUUCAGAGGCUCAGCAUACCUGUAACUAAACUGUAUCUAAUGUUUCUUGACUUUGUUUUACCAAUAUUUGAUAAUCUAGACAGACAUAUGCAGAGUGAGUCUUCUCAGAUCCAUGUCCUACAUAAUGCAGUUAGAAUAGCCUUGAAAACUAUUUUUGAGUGUUAUCUUGAUGAUGCUUAUAUCAGUUCAACAUUAUUAAAAGACAUUGAAUAUAGAGAUGAAGCAAAUUUCAAACCACUGGAAGAGAUGUAUUUAGGAAUUAAAGUACAAAUGGAAAUCACAAAUUCAGUGCUGUUGCAGGAUGAAGAUUUGAGAGGUUUUCGAAUGAAUUGCCUGGAAUUCUUAAUUGAAGGUGUUUCACAAAUCUACAAAAGACUUCCUGUUAGUUCACACAUAUUGGAAUCUUUGGAGAACCUGAAUCCGAAAGUGGUCAUUGAAAAAAAUGUUCCAUCUUUAGUUGAUCUCAUUAGUAAUUUUGAACACUUGGCAACCCCAGACAUUCAAGUAGUGGACAGUGAGUGGAGACUGCUGCGGAACAUGCUGGACACACUUACAGUUGACUCCAGCAUGAAACCUGAAGUGUUUUGGGACACAGUGAGUAAAGCAAGGCAUAUAGACAAUGUUUUCAUGUGCCCAAAUCUUUCAGAGUUUAUGCUUAAAUUAUUGUGUUUACCAAGUGCUACGGCUGCUGAUGAAAAAAUAUUUAGAAAAAUUAACAAGAUGAAAAGUAGAUCAAAGAGCAUAUCAACUGAGACUCUCAUGGCUGUUCUGUACACAAACCAAGUGAUUACAAGUAAGUCUUGAGUGUUUUUCUCACAUCUUGACAAUAUAAUAUUUAAAAACUAUAUCAUCUGCAUUAGAUGUGUGAUUAAAUGCUGUGCAUUAAGGUUAAUGACCACCUUUCUGUUGGACCUUUAUGAAUGAGAAAUGUUUUAGCGUGAUUAGGUCUAACUCAUGGCUGUGUCUGCUUGCAAGGAAAGCCAUGUUACUGAUAAAGCUACAUAGUAAGUUACAUUUAGCAUUGCUUUCCUUGUAUCUGAAGUAACCAAAAAUUAACAGUAGUGAACAUAUAUAUUUUUGUAACUAUUUGUAAUGUAUAUCCCUUUUAAAGGAUGAAAUACAUGUACAUUUUAUCUAA